GAGGUGAGGUUUAGGACUCUGUGGGAGACAGCGGGAGCAGGUUGGCAAUUUCGGUCCGAGGGAUGACAAGGAAUCGAUCGGUCGAUUGAUUAGCCGGAGGAAGGAGACGAUGAUGGUCGAGCUGUGCGUUUGUUCGGGCAAUCCAGAGGAAUUUUUGGAGGAACCGUGAACUGAAGAAUUGGGUUGCAGCUACAGAAUCGACUCACUGGUCGCGGGACCGUUUUCACGAUGAGGAAUUUGCAGGUUUUCAGAGAAGAAUGGGUGCAGCUUAAGCUCGAUGACGAUCGAAAAGACGAGCGUAUGGUUGCAGCGACUUAUGACUCCGAGCGUGUCCGAAUGUUCUUUGCUUCUGACGCCUGCUGCGUUUAUGGUAUCAAUUUGCUCUCGGAGCAGGAUCGAUGGACAAUCUCGUUGUUGGACUCUCUCGGUACUGGGGCUCCUGGAACCGGCAAAGAAGAAGACCGGGUAAUUUUUAUGGAAUUUUUGUUGGAGAAGGAGGCGCUGGCUUUGGCCCUGGCAACUGGCGACCUACUUCAGUUGACUCCUGCAACCCAGGAGGUGGAGGUGGUUGGGGCCGUGGCUGGAGGCAUUGUGUCCAUGGCUCUCAGUCCUGACGGGGAGCUGCUCGUGGUGGCUACGGGAGCUGGUCAACUUCUCCUUAUGACUCAAGAUUGGGACGUGUUCUAUGAGAUGUCUUUGAAUCCAUCUCCGGCAAGCAUCACGUCAGGACUUAUUCCUCCUGGGGGUGUGCAAAUCAGUUGGCGAGGAGAUGGCAAGUACUUUGCAACACUAGCCUCAUGUGGGAACGCUGAAAGUGAAGGGAACAACGAAACAGCCCGCUCUCUGAAGGUAUGGGAGAGGGAAACUGGUGCUUUGCAUUCAUGCGGGGAGCCCAUGGCCUUGCUCCAGCCAGCAGUUAGCUGGAGCUACAAUGGCUCACGGAUAGCAACCGCGUUCUCUCGAGCAGAUACAGGAAAAUCUCCGGUAGCCCUUUUCUAUGAGAGGAAUGGCUUGAAGCGAGAUACUUUUGAGAUACUGGGUCCUCCAUCUGCCAAAGUGAAGCUGCUCCAAUGGAACUCCAAUUCCGAAUUACUUGCGGUCCUUCUCAGAUGUGAAGAGUGGGAUGCCAUCCAAAUUUGGAAUUGCAACAACUUUCAUUGGUAUCUGAAACAGGAAUGGAGGUUUCAGCCAGAAGAGGAGGUGAACUUGAUUUGGGAUCCAGAAAAGCCCCUGUGUGUCAUGUUCUGGACAGCUUUUGGAUAUUUGCGCAGGAUCACUCUCUGCUGGAAGAGUUCGGUGAUCGAAGGCAACACUUCAUUUGUGAUCGAUGGCAAUUCUGUCCUCGUAACGCCACUUUGCCUUUCCAUCAUCCCUCCACCUAUGUUCUCAUUCAAGGUUAACUUCUCAGCUCCGAUUCAUACACUCGCAACACUGUUCGAGAAUACGAGCAGGUGUCUGAUUGCUGCAGGACUGUCUGACGGAUCCCUGAGUGUGAUUAUCCUACCUGAAGUUUCCACUUGGGCUGACUUAGAGGGAGCGGAGCUCUCUGCCUUGUCGGCGAAAUCUGACCCAGUCGUAGACUUCCGCAAGAUUCGACAUAUUUCCUGGUUAGGCUCAAAGACUCUUGUGGGUUCAAUAUUUCACAGAGAUUUGAAAAUAGAAAAAGAUAGUAAAGCGUGGAAGUCGAUUUCACCGACCGAAGAAGAACUAAGUAGGAUGGACGAUAGUGUGGUGGAGUUCAAGCUCUAUCUCAACGAGGGAAUAUCUGAACUGGCCAGAACCAAGAAUGCAGCAUUUUCCGAGCAAUGGGUCCUCAAACUUGUCAAUCAAACGACGGCAGAACAGCCCAUUGUCGCAGUAUUUGCGAAUCCCUUGAACUCGUCUUUGGAAGAAAGCGAAAUUCGGAAAGCCGAGGCAUAUGUGCAGCUGGCAGACGGCUCUGUAGCCUUGUACACAUCUGGAGAUGAUGUUGGAAGGUAUCGUUACACGGGAUCCAACAUCUCGUUGAACGUGGUGAAAUUUCAGUCUCCUUCACCGUGGAUGCGUGCCGUCACUCACGGCAGGCAUGAACAACAUGAGGCAGUUUUGAUCGGCUUGGAUGAGUCGGGGAUGCUGCAUGUAAACAAUCAGCUCGUCAGCACCGACUGUACCAGCUUCACUGUGCAUGAAAGUAUUCAGGGAGAGUCGCAGCUCAAGGUUACUCAUCUGGUGUUCACCACGAGGCUUGAUACGCUGCACGUUAUUAAUCUCGAAGAGAUUUUAAGCGGUGGUUUAUCAGGCGAGGAAUUGAAUAUAGCCUCUACAAAAGUUCCUGGAAACUUGGAUGCGAAGCCUCGAAGAAUCAGGAAAGUGAAGGGAGACAACACAGCAGAGAAUAGUUUGAAAAUCCGACCAAUGUGGGAGAGAGGAGCUCGAUUAGUCACCACUAUAGGGGGCUUGGAUGUGGCCGUUAUCCUGCAAACCAUUCGUGGAAACCUUGAAACUAUCUAUCCCCGUGGGCUGGUGCUUGGAGCUAUAGCCUCUGCACUUACUGAGGACAACUUCCAAGAUGCAAUGCUUUUGGCUCGAAGAAACCAUAUCAAUCUUAAUGUGAUCGUUGACUACAAAGGAUGGGAGGAGUUCUCAGCGAAAGCUGAUGUCUUCGUGAAGCAGGUCAGCAGUUUGAGCCACAUUACGGAACUCAUAGGAGCCCUGACCAAGGACAACGUGAUCGAGUCCACAUAUAGGAACCUCAUACCCCUGUAUAAAGCUUCCGGUGGCAAAGGGGAUAGUUUCUCUGAGACGCCUAUCGCAGGAGACAGUACGUCGAAGGUGGAAGUUCAUUCGUCCACACCGACGAACAAAGUCCGUGGUGUCCUUGGGGCCAUCAGGUCUGCUUUGCAGAAAGAGGUUGCAGAUAGUCCUGCCAGGGAGCUCUGUAUACUGACAACUCAUGCUAAGAGCGAUCCACCUGAACUGGAAGCAGCUUUAGAACGCGUGAAAACGUUGAGAGAGGCAGAGAUCAAGGGGAUAAGCGAAGGAAAUAUUUCCCACCUGAAUGACAUUUUGAGUGCCGAGGCAGCAGUGAAACAUCUUAUCUGGCUGACAGAUGCGGACAGUGUCUUCAACGUGGCACUGGGUCUAUAUGAUCUGCAUCUUGCAGCAAUAGUCGCCUCGCAUGCUCAGAGAGAUCCAAAGGAGUUUCUACCACUUUUAGAGGAACUUGGACAAAUGCAGAAGUUGCAUAUGCGCUACACCAUUGACUGUAGAUUGGGCCGAUAUGAGAGCGCAUUAAGAAACUGCAUUGAUAUGGGUGAAGACCUCUUUGAGGACUCUUUGAAGCUAGCGACAGCCCAUCCUACAUUGUUCCCAACUGCGUUGCGCCUGAUCAAAGAUGAAGGCCAGAAAAUGCUUCUUCUGAACGCUUGGGGAGAUCAUCUGGUAGAGGAGAAGAAGUUCGAGGAUGCUGCAGCCGCCUUCUGCGCAUGCUCUCGGCUCGACAGGGCCUUGGACGCGUACAGACUAGGAGGUCAGUGGGAAUGCGUGAUGAUCAUGGCUGGUCGACUGGGUAAGACCUCAACGGAAUUGAAAGAGCUUGCUGUCGAGCUACGGGACGAGCUUGAAGCCAUGGGAAGGCCUAAGGAAGCGGCUAAGAUAGCUCUGGAUUACUGCGGGGAUGUGGAGGGCGCCAUGAUGCUUCUGAUCGAUGCACACGAGUGGGCAGAAGUGGCUCGGCUGGCCUAUUUGCACGAUCGAAGACAGUUCAUAGAAGUGCAACUUCAAUCAGCUGUCCUUGAUUGUGCCACCGCCCAUCUGAGAGAGCUUGACGAAAGUGUGGAGAAAAUCGGCAAGUACUUGGCCCGGUUUUUGUCUAUACAUCAACGGAGACUGCUUUUGUCUAGCAAACUCCGAACGGAGGGUGAAGGUCAGGGAGCGGUAGACUUCGAUGCUUCUUCAGAUAUCAGCAUGGCCAGCAGCAUGGCGUCAGGCUUGAGUGGGUUGAGUGCUUACACGCGUGGAAGUUCGAGAGCGAACACCGGUAGCACAACCACUUCGAAAGGAGGAAGGCGUGCUUACAAGUCCAAGGGAGGAAAAAUUAGAGCCGGCAGUCCGGGAGAAGAGAUGGCGCUAGUAGAGCAUAUGAAGGGGACAGCAUUGAGUGCAGUAAAAGCGGAGGAGCAUCGUCUGCUUCUCCAGGCGUUGUUGCAGUUGGGCUUCGAAAGCAUUGCACGACAAUUGCAACGGGCUCUCACUCAUUUCAUAUCUGUACAAGAAGAUGCAGUUAGACAAGCUGAAGAAAAGCUGAAGGAGGAGCAGCUUCAAGAGCCCAUCGUGCUGCAAGAGGUCGAUUCGGUCGUGAGUAGUCCAAACGUCACUAUUGGAACCAAGGAUGUACAAUGGAAGUGGGUAGUCUUAAGCGAGCAAUAAAAAUCAACUUCGUC
This is a messenger RNA of Marchantia polymorpha subsp. ruderalis, 4421 nucleotides long. Lineage: Eukaryota; Viridiplantae; Streptophyta; Marchantiopsida; Marchantiales; Marchantiaceae. The record is from the annotation of a GenBank genome assembly.